AUGAAGAAAUUCCUAGCCGAACACCCGGAGAUUUGCAUCGUCGAAUCCGACAAAGGAAAGAAGAUGGUAGUAAUGCUCCGCCAAGACUACGACACAAAGAUGCUUGACCUUCUCAACGAACCAAACACGUACAAAAUAUUAAAAACAGACCCGACCAGCCGCAUCCAAAACACCGUCAAUAACAUGGUUAAACGAAUAGCACACCUUGGACUUAUUGAUCAACACACCGUAAGAACACUACAAACACAUACAGCUACCUGUCCUCGCAUAUACGGUCAACCCAAAGCACAUAAGCCAAACUUGCCGUUACGUCCGGUCGUCCCCACCAUCACAGCUCCAACAUACAACCUGUCGAAAUUCAUCGCCAAAAUACUUCAACAAACGUUUACCAGCCAAUACAACGUUGCUGACAGUUUCACUUUCGCCAACUUUAGCAACCAGACCACCAUUCCACCCGAUCACAUACUUGUCUCCUUUGAUGUCGUAUCCCUUUUCACCAACAUUCCUAAUGAAUUAGUCAGGCGCAGCAUCAUAUUCCGUUGGACGGAAAUCAAACAGGGAACAAACAUUAACCUGGAUUUGUUCCUAGAAAUGGUGGAACUUUGCAUGGAUACUAGUUAUUUCCGCUUUAGAGAUAAAUAUUAUCAGCAAACGUUUGGCACCGCCAUGGGUAGCCCAUUAUCACCAAUUUUGGCCGACUACAUCACCGAAGAUCUGCUAGAAACUGUCGUCAAGAAUUCUGAUCUCAACAUACCCAUUGUUAAAAAGUAUGUUGAUGAUUUAUUCCUCGUGUUACCAAGAACAGAGGUACAAAAUGUUCUGGACACCUUCAACCAAUACAACGCACACCUGCAGUUCACCGUUGAAAAGGAGAUUGAUGGAUCGUUACCCUUCCUGGACACUCUAGUGAUUCGAAAAGACAAUCAGACACUAAAGACCAGCUGGUAUUCCAAACCCAUUUCUUCAGGCCGAAUACUAAACUACCUGUCUUUCCACCCGAUGAACAUGAAGCUAAACGUGGCAGCCAACUUCAUCAAACCACCAUCGCCAUGUUCAACGCAAACACGACCUACGCCAUCCCCACCCGCAUAUGUGUCUAUACCACCACCGUCACCACCACCGUCACCAACACAUCUACCACCGCCUCUACCACCACCUCCACCGCCACCACUACGUCCACCGCAAUCACCACUUCCGCCUACGCAAUCAUCGCCGAAUCAAAUAUCACCCGAUAGUCCUGAACCACAACAGAAGAAUGAUUUCAUCUACAGAUCAUUGCCAAACAUUCCCAUCUUGAGCCACGCAAUUUCCACAAUUUUAAAAACCGAUUACCCUUCAGUUAGACUAGCUACAAAAACAAUAAGAUCAACUAAAAAUAUUCUAGCCAAAGUUAAGGACCCUGUACCAACUUUAGAACAUAAAAUUAUUUACAGUAUACCAUGUUCUGACUGCAGUAAUGUAUACAUAGGCAUGACCACCAAUUAUCUUAAAAAGAGAUUAAGUGGCCAUAAAUCGAACAUAAACAAAAACAAUACAAAUCCAACAAAAUGCACCCCAAAUAAUAUCCCACAAGCCACUACAGCAUUGGUACAACAUAUGAUCGAGCACAAACAUAUUUUUGAUCUCGAUAGUACACAAAUAUUAGACAGCUCAUUCAAAACAUCCACCUUACCUAUAUUAGAAAUGUGCCACAUCACCAAUACCAACAAUACGGUUAACUACAGAACAGAUGUAGAUGGGUUAAACGCAACGUAUGCUGGUAUUCUACACACUGUUAAAACUCAACUCUCUCGCAGUAAAAACAGAACACAAUACUACAAACAACGACACAAAUGA
Molecule: messenger RNA, 1836 nt
Organism: Armigeres subalbatus
Lineage: Eukaryota; Metazoa; Arthropoda; Insecta; Diptera; Culicidae
Product: protein diaphanous-like
Source: RefSeq, a predicted model, not a curated record